CAGUUAGAAAUGAAAAAGUUCAUAGCUCUACUAUGGCUGAAUCUUAUCUUUAUUUGUGAUGCUGCAAAUCUCGAUCCUAAAGUAGAUGCCAGUCAAAUGCAUCAUACCAAAGACGGAGAGGAAACUCCUCAUACACACGUGCAUAUCAAUAUCGACGAUGAUGACGACGAUGACCUUGAGCAUUUGGGAGGUCAUGACGUCACUUGGGAUUCGCUGAGUCCAGAGCAGAAAAAUGUCGCUAUUGUGAAGUUCUUCAAAAACUUGGACACAAACGGAGAUUCUUUCGUUUCGAAAGAGGAAUUGAGAGACGAGAUAGCGAAAGUGAUGGAAGAGGAAAAUGUAGAUAUGGCUAAUAAAGAUUUUGAAGAUGCUGAUGAAAACAGAGAUGGGAAAAUUUCCUUGGAAGAGUAUUUUGAAACAGCCGGGCACGACGAAGAAGAUGACGAGGAAACUAAAAUGGACAAGUUUCGAUUCAAGCUAGCCGACAAAGAUUCCUCUGGGUUCCUGGACGAAGAUGAGUUCAAAGCGUUCAUGUAUCCCUACGAGUACCCGCACAUGAGGGAGUUUCUCAUUAUGGAAGUAAUGGAUGAAAACGAUGCCGACUCUAAUAGAGAGUUAUCCAAAGAUGAGUUUUUCAAAAUCUCAACUGAAUUUGAUGAUUUCGACGAGGAUGAAGAAUCCUUCAACGCCGCGGACGCAGAUCACAAUGGAAGUUUGAACGAAGAUGAAUUGUAUGAGCUGUUGUCCAAAUCGGGAGAACGACUGGCUGAUACGGAACUCGAAUGGCUGGUUAGCCAGAUCUCUUCACCACGUGUUUCUGGAAAAUGGAACCAGGAAGAAAUAGCCGACAACAUUAUACAUUUCGUGGACUCGAAUUUUGAAGCCAAGUUGUUGAAGUACCACAUGGAGCUUUAAAUGAAAUGUACAGUGACCAAAUUAGCUAUUUACAAUCAUUUAUACUCGAAACCCUUUGAAAGGGAGAACCCAUAUUUUCGUUUUCCGAAAUAUUUGAAUAAUUUGAAGCAGUAUGUAAAUAUAAUAUUUGAUUGCAAGACAUCAUGUUGUCAUCAAUAAGAUAUAGCUAGUCGGAAUAAGUUUUAUAUGCGAUUUUCAACCAAUUAUUUUGAGUUAUACAAGAUUUUAUUAUUAGUUUUAUUUCGUGUUUUUGAAUACAUAAUUUACUUACUG
Molecule: messenger RNA, 1188 nt
Organism: Symsagittifera roscoffensis
Lineage: Eukaryota; Metazoa; Xenacoelomorpha; Acoela; Convolutidae
Product: reticulocalbin-1-like
Exons: 1
Coding region: 10-915 (301 amino acids)
Cellular component (GO): endoplasmic reticulum
Molecular function (GO): calcium ion binding
Source: RefSeq, a predicted model, not a curated record